Messenger RNA from Closterium sp. Naga37s-1, 2508 nucleotides. NCBI's taxonomy places the organism in Eukaryota, Viridiplantae, Streptophyta, Zygnematophyceae, Desmidiales, Closteriaceae. The record is from the annotation of a GenBank genome assembly.
AUGGCUCGCGAAUUGAAGGCGCUGUUGAACAGUGGAGACCAGGGCGCUUCUUACACCGCGACGAUCUCGAUUGCUCGCGCAACUGUGGAGCUCCCCCCCGAUCAGAGGAAGUGCUUCGCCGAUGAUAAGCAUCCCUUCACCGCGACCUGCUUUGACUUCCUCGCCUGGAAGUGCGUGUCUCAGCCGCUGCAGGGGUCGAUCCAAGUGGUUCCAUCCAAUGUUGUCGCGGACAUCGUCGCGGGUGCAGAGGCCGCGCACGUGGCGUUUGACGGAAUGCUUGAAAGCAAACUGGUCGCGUUCUGCCUCUGGUCCGAAAUCCUCAACGAACUCGACGCGGUUCUUGUACAUGACCCUGCGCCGCGCAUCGCGAAGCCCAUCCAAAGGACGUUGACUACAUUGUGGCAGGAUGUGAAACGCGCCGCGGAGGAGCUCGCGUUCAAGUCUAGAUGCGGUUUUGCGGACGGUCAUGGUGGGGAGGCGCAUGGUAAUGAACUCGGGAGGUCGCACAAUCAUGCCGCCGGAUCGCACGUUUCUGUUCCCAAAGCCCUCGCGAUCACAACUGCUUACGCGCUCGCGAACGCCGGAGUCGUGGAGGAGGUCGCAGCGGAUCAGGGGGCUCCGAACAACAAGGACGAGGGCUCGAGCUCUGACCGCAACGAGGAUGCUCCUGAGACCGCGCCUCAUGAUGGACGUGACGUGAAUGCGUCGGAGGGUGCCGAUGGUCAGGGUCGCGCAGCAGAUGAGGGGUCUGCCGAGGAGCGUGAUGAUGCCGCGAUGGAUAACCAGGGCGGUGAAUUGGAGCUGAAGGGGUCGGACGACGUGGAGGAGAAAGAGGACGAGGAGGAAGAGGAGGUGGAGGAGGUCGCGGAGAACACUAGGGCUGGGCAUGGGGCCGCGGUCAGGGUCGCUGGAGCAGGGAAGAGUAUUCGCCGUCUCACUGCUGCGUUGUCCCCUCGUCCUGGAAGCGCGGCCCCUUCGUGCGAGGGUGCGGGCAAGAGCCCGGUCGCGGGGAAACGGAAAUACGACGAGCUGGUGAAGUUUGAUCCCGGUAAGCUGGCCGCGGAAAUUCUCCGCCUGGACGAGCAUGUGCGGACACAGAAGCGCCGACUCGCCAAGCUUGAGGAAGUCGUGUCCGCGAAGCCUGGUGAGGAAGCAGCGACGGUGAUCACGCAGCGUUACGAUGAUCUCGUGGGCACUGUGGAGAAGGUGAUGCUUCAUGUGCAGAACGCGGAACGGGUGAUACUCAAGGAAGCCAAGGCGGCCGCGAAGGACAUGGCCGAGAAUCGCGACCUGCGGGACGUGCUGAAACGUACUGCGGCUCGCUUGGAAGAUGGCGUGGCUAACCUGAAGGCAGUUGUCGUAGACUCCAUGGAAUCCGCACAGAAGAAGUUGACGGACGAGGUCACGCGAAAGAUAGACGGCGCGUCGUCCAACAUUGCGGCCACCUCUGAACGCGCGAUCACAACAAGCGGCAUGACCAACACUCUCAACACCGUCAUCGCCAUGCUUUCCGGUCGGCGCCAGGGGACGGAUGGGCCGGAGGAGAAGGUGUCGGACUGUGUCGCGGAAGUGGAGACGGGGAAGAGGGUAGCGGACAAGGAGACAGGGAAGAGAGCCGCAGAGAAGGGGACGGGGAAGGCUGAAAGCAGCAGGGGAGGAAAGAGGCAGAAAGGUCCCGCGGUUCCCAGUGUCGCGGAGAUCUUGAAGAGCAAGGGGGGCGCGGUCGAUCUGCGUUCAGGGACGGUCCAGAGGGGAACCACCAGGGGGGAUGCUGCUGCGAGACCACCUUCUGCUCCCGCGGCAGUGGUAGCUGGUAAGGGCAAGGCCAAGGUCGAGGAAGCCCCGCUGGCAAACACCACCACCGCGACCACCACCACCGCGCUCGUGCCCGCGGCAAGUACCCCCGCCGCGAUCGCUACUGGACAGCCUGGACCCAGCUCCACCUCCCCUGCAAACCCCCCUGCUGCAGAUGUGGCACUCAAGGCGAAGAGUCAGGGUCGCGGUGAUUGUAAGCCUCCUCCAGCCGCGCUCAAACUGGACGACGACGACGACGACUCGGACGCGGACGAUGAUGUUGAGCUGGUGCUGCAAAGUCUCGGCAACGCGGUCGCAUGGGCAGCUGUGGUGGGGAAGGAGGCGGCAGACGAAGAGCCUGAUGUCGCCGGGGCACAGGAGGGUCUGUUUGCCGGUGCGGUCGCGUGCGCGAUCGCGAUGGUGUGGGAGACCUGCAACGGUCUUGAUCUGGACGGAAUCGUGAAUGCUGGAUACGUGGCGGCGCAGUCUGCAGGCGCCCCCGAAGAGAAGGCCCGCGAUUUCGUCGCUAUUGUGACCGCGGUCUUCAAGAGGGCCAGGAAGGAGAAUGCACGCGCGCACACCACCGAGGUAACGCCGAAGCAGGUCGCGGAGGCUAUCGAGUCCGCGGUCGUGAACCGCCUUGGAGCGCGCCUUGGGGACCCCACUCUGGUUGCUAUGGUCGCGCACGAGGCAGUAGACGUGCUGAUGACCUAG